Messenger RNA from Parnassius mnemosyne (clouded apollo), 1677 nucleotides. NCBI's taxonomy places the organism in Eukaryota, Metazoa, Arthropoda, Insecta, Lepidoptera, Papilionidae. The record is from the annotation of a GenBank genome assembly.
AUGCAAUUUUUAUUUUUAAACAUCGACAAACAUGACAAUAACCGCGGUGGCGGGGACUCUAGGGAGAACCGCCGCUCUUUGGCAGAAUUUAUUGGUUUCGACUCCUCUCAGUACUCGGAGCCUGCCGCUACACCUAAACAUGAGCAGCAGCGUCCUAAUGAGAUCGGAAGCAGCACUUCUACCGAACGCGACUGGCGUUGGGAAGAAUGGGAGGCGCCCGGUAGCCCCGAGGCGGCCCAGACUCCGCGUUCUCUUGUACCACCAGCAUGCUUCCCGCCCAGGCAUCCCAAUACGUUCGCUAGUUACAGCGAGAGUGCUCGCCCCGGCAGUUGGGCGGAAGACACGCCCGGGCAGAUAAGUGACCUUGUUGCGUCUUUGAAGAGUCUUGCUAUGAUGCCUUCUCCUUCCACCAGUGGUAGCCUGCAUAUGUCUACGGAGCGUCACGGCUACGAAAUCGCAGAUAAAACUGUGGAGCCACCAUGGCCGCCGGAACAAGCUUCCAUCUGUAAUGACGCCAACACGCUACCUCGAGGUGCUUUCUUUUGCGGGGUGGUGCGGCGCGGCGCGGAGGGCGAGGCGCUGCGCUGGUGCGGCGCGCUGCCGCCGCGCGGGCCGGAGCCGGGCGCAGAGUCCGCGGCCGCCUUCUCUCCCAAGGUGUUCCUGGGUGGCCUGCCCUGGGACAUCACCGAGCAGGCUCUCAUGCACUCGCUCCGCCACUUCUACCCGCUACGCGUGGAGUGGCCGGGUCGGGAGGGGGGCGGCGCGGGCGGUGCGGGUGGCGCGGGCGCGGGGGAGGGGAGCGCGCCGCGCGGCUACGCGUACGUGACGUUCGAGAGCGAGCGCCGCGUGCGCGCGCUGCUGGCCGCCGCGCGCCGCGACGGACACGACUGGUACUACCGCAUCGCCUCUCACAACAUGCGCACCAAGGAGGUGCAGGUGAUCCCGUGGGCGGUGGGCGACUCGAACUGGGUGCGCGCGCAGUCGGCGCGCCUGGAGCCGGCGCGCACGGUGUUCGUGGGCGCGCUGCACGGCAUGCUCAGCGCCUACGCGCUCGCACUCAUCAUGAACGACCUCUUCUCCGGCGUCGUCUACGCAGGCAUCGACACCGACAAGAAUAAGUACCCGAUUGGCUCGGGUCGUGUUACGUUCAACAACGUGCACUCUUACGUGAAAGCAAUCUCUGCGGCGUACGUCGAGAUAAGCACUGACAAAUUUACAAAAACGAUUCAAGUAGAUCCGUAUCUUGAGGACUCGAUGUGCUCUCUAUGCAAUUUGCAGCAGGGUCCGUACUUCUGUCGUGAGCCGGUAUGCUUUAGAUACUUCUGCCGGUCGUGCUGGGCGUGGCAGCACCAGAGCGUGAGCCACAAGCAGCUGAUGCGCAACUCCAAGAGCGCGCAGGGCGGCGCGCCCGCCGUGCUGCGCCGCUCGCCGCCCGCCGCCGCGCCGCCGCACGCCCCGCUGCCCGCCGCGCCGCCCGCCCCGCUGCCCGCGCCGCUCCCCGCCCCGCCGCUCCGCUCGCACCGCCGCCACGCACCCGACCAAACUUGUUAUAACGGCGGCAGCAACGGCACUGGCAGACCCAGUGAAGGAACUCCCUUGUCGGGAUCGAGCGGCACCAGCGAGCUGGAACCAAGCACGGCAAGCGAAGUUGCCGCUGAAUCCUGGGUCUUGCACUGA